GCUGGCCAGAGCCCACUCAGCCCCUUGACAGGAAGGGUGUGUGUGUGUGUAUGUGUGUGUGUGUGUGUGUGUGUGUGUGUGUGUGUGUGUGUGUGUGUGAGAGAGAGACAGGGCGGGCGGGGCAGCCCUCCAUCCCUGGGCGGAUGCUCAGGGCGGGGCCUCUGUCCCUCAGGCAGCAGCUCACUGGCAUGGAGGUGUUCCAGAAGGUGGAGAAGAUUGGGGAGGGCACCUACGGGGUGGUGUACAAGGCCAGGAACAAGCAGACCGGGCAGCUCGUGGCCCUCAAGAAGAUCCGCCUGGACUCGGAGACUGAGGGUGUCCCCAGCACUGCCAUCCGGGAGAUCUCCCUUCUCAAAGAACUUAAGCACCCCAAUAUUGUCAGGCUACUCGAUGUGGUACAUAGCGAGAAAAAAUUGUAUCUGGUGUUUGAGUUCCUCAGUCAGGACCUGAAGAAGUAUAUGGACUCAGCUGCUGCCACAGAGCUCCCUCUGCACCUGGUCAAGAGCUACCUCUUCCAGCUGCUCCAAGGGGUCAAUUUCUGCCAUUCUCAUCGGGUCAUCCACCGCGAUCUAAAGCCCCAGAACCUGCUCAUCAAUGAGUUAGGUGCCAUCAAGCUGGCUGAUUUCGGGCUGGCCCGGGCCUUUGGAGUGCCUCUGCGUACUUACACCCAUGAGGUGGUAACCCUCUGGUAUCGCGCCCCUGAGAUUCUCCUGGGUUGCAAGUUCUACUCAACAGCCGUGGAUGUCUGGAGCAUUGGUUGCAUCUUUGCAGAGAUGGUGACACGCAGGGCCCUGUUUCCUGGUGAUUCUGAGAUUGACCAGCUAUUUCGAAUUUUUCGAACCCUGGGCACACCCAGUGAGGCCACAUGGCCAGGGGUCACCCAGCUGCCUGACUAUAAGGGCAGUUUCCCCAAGUGGACCAGGAAGUCGAUAGAGGAGAUCGUGCCAAGCCUUGAUCCAGAAGGCAAGGAUUUGCUCAUGCAGCUACUACAGUAUGACCCAAACAGACGCAUCUCGGCCAAGGCAGCUCUAACACAUCAUUAUUUCUCCACCUGCAAGUCAUGCUCAGCCCCACGCCAGUGCAUGCUGGAGCAUUUUUGCCGGUGAACGGAAUGGGUGUCCGGCCUCUACCCUCUUCCCCCUCACUCUCAGGCCCAAUACCCAAGGUCUCUUCUUCAGCCCCAGCUGGAGCCAGCUUUCCCUGAUGCUGGGGAGGAAUUCUAGGCAGGAUGGGCUUUGUGUCUUGAUUCAGCUGUGGCCUGGGGACCACAAGGGACUAAGUUCGGACUCAUCUUUCUAUCAGGUUCAAGUUCCCAUGUUCUUUGUUGGGUUUGACCGUGUCCCUUCAGAGUGGAGGGCACAGGUGCCUCCUCUCCCAGGGAGAGGGAGAGGUAAGAGAGCAGCAACCUUGUACCUGUUGGGUGGCAUUUGGAAAAAGAGGAACAAUUUUUUUUUUUAAUCCACUCCUUAGGAAUUGAUCUCUUGUCAUCAUAGACCUAGCCCAAACUUUACCUUCAGGUCAAGAAUUCCAAGGUGGAGGGACUCUGCUUCUGUGCCCCUCAUCCAGCCUUCUUGCUGCUCUGUUGGGGUUUAAACUGUUUAGUAAAGAGUUUAAUUCCAAUUAGAAGAGUUGGAGGAGAGGGGAAUUUUUCCAUACAUGGUCAGUGGCAAAUACGUGAGUUGAGUGUAUUUUCAGCAGUUAACUGUUUAUCUACUAUGUAAUUGCAUUCAUUUGAUCCUAGCUUUAAGAAUAUGAAAUAAAAUGGACAUUUAUGAGCUUGGUGGUAUCUGUCCCUUCAGUAGAAAGGGGACCACAGGGAAAAAAAGCCUCAGCAUGACAAACAAUGGGCCUAUAAUCGCCCCUAGGCCAGAGGUUCUUAACUUGGGGUCUGGGAACUAAAAAUAUAUAUAUUUUGGUAACUAUUUCAAUGUAAUUCAUUUCCUUUGUGACUAUGCAUUUUAUUUUAUGCAUUUAAAAAUGCUUUUCCAAAAAGGAAACACAAAAAUGAUUAAGAACUCAUAGAAAGUAGUUAAUAAAUGCUUGAUCGAUGGAUUGAAUUUGUGUGUAAUAUAUACUCUUGUAUCUGGUAGUAUUAUACAUAGACAAGUAUAAUAGUCUCAAGAGAGGGCAGAUAAUGUGCUUUAGGAUAACAACUGCUGCUGAAUGGGAGGCUGGAAGAAAUGGUCAGGGAAGCCUACAUAGAGGAGAUAGUUAAGCUGAAACUUGAAGGAAAGUAGAAAUGAUAAAGGAAUAAAAUACAGAGGAUGGCCAUCAUGAAUGGACAAAAAUUAGGAAAGAGCAUACCAAAUUGAGGGAAUCUGGUAAUUUAGUUAGGCUAGAAUGAUGAGCCCAUUAAAGACAGGAAUAUUAAACCAGCCCAGAAAGGUAGGUUGGAAACAGACUGAGACUGAAGGAGAGAUUCAGGGUAGGCAAGAGGCCGUCCUUAUUCCAAUAGGGAAGAUUCAUAUUCUCGCUUGCACCACUGACAUCCUGUUCUGGAGUCAUCUCAGGACAACUCGCCCUACACUCAGAACCAGAGGCAGCAGGGCCUCCCCCUUCCACCCAGCUGGGAGA
Molecule: messenger RNA, 2574 nt
Organism: Monodelphis domestica (gray short-tailed opossum)
Lineage: Eukaryota; Metazoa; Chordata; Mammalia; Didelphimorphia; Didelphidae
Gene: CDK3
Product: cyclin dependent kinase 3
Biological process (GO): G1/S transition of mitotic cell cycle; regulation of gene expression; regulation of G2/M transition of mitotic cell cycle
Cellular component (GO): cyclin-dependent protein kinase holoenzyme complex; nucleus; cytoplasm
Molecular function (GO): ATP binding; cyclin binding; cyclin-dependent protein serine/threonine kinase activity
Source: RefSeq, a predicted model, not a curated record